CGCCCGCUGCCGCCUGAUCCGGGCGGUGGUGGCACAGGAAGGGACCGAGCGGUUCGAUUCGGUCCGGUCCGGUCGGGGCGGGCAGCGGGGCCUGGUUCGGUGAGCAGCGCGGCGGCGGUCGUGGUGUCGGGCCCUGCCAGGCUUGUCGGGGGUUCCUCCCGGCGGGUUGCGGUGAGUAAUGGAACCACUACAGAAUCCGGUUGUGCAAGAAGAUGCAAAUCUUAAAGCUAUUAAUGAAGAGUACAAGAAAGCUUUUAUUUUUAUCAAUAAAGGACUGAAUACAGAUGAACUGGGUCAGAAGGAAGAGGCAAGGGAUUAUUAUAAGCAAGGACUUGAUCACUUGCUUCGAGGACUUAGCAUUCCAUCACAGGGUCCUGGAUGUGUAGGGUCCCAGUGGGAGUCUGCAAGGGAAAUGCAGCAGAAGAUGAAGGAGACUCUUCAGAAUGUUCACGCUCGACUCGGUAUUCUAGAACAAAACACUCCACCUGUUCAAGCAAGUCCUGUUGUGAUGGAUGCCCCUCCUGGGGUGCCCAAGUUGUACCCAUCUAUUCCUUCCAAAGAAAAGCCAGAAAGACCCCCGCCCCCUGGUUCUCUGUUUGUACCAAGUCGGCCACCUGCAGGAAAUGGAAGUGUUACAGCUGUGAGCCAGGGGCAAAUACCAGCCAUGAGUCCAUCAUCUGCAAAACCCCUUUGUCUGCCAAAUGAAGCACCUCCUGCCUAUACUCCCCAGGCUACCAAUGGCCAUUUCACUGUGUCUUAUGGCACCGACUCUGGGGAGUUUUCUUCUGUUGGUGAGGACUACUACAAUAAGUGUACUCGGCCACCUCCCCUUGAAAACCUGGGAGUGGAUGCAGAUGAACUGAUCUUGAUUCCCCAAGGAGUACAAAUCUUCUUUGUGACUCCUGAUGGGCAGGUCAGUGCUCCUUCAUAUCCUGGAUAUCUCCGUAUUGUGAAGUUCUUGGAUACAGGUAAUGAGGCGGCACAGAAUCGUCCACCUGCGUUUCUUCAGGUCUGUGACUGGUUGUAUCCUCUAAUGUGUAACCAGUCUCCUGUUCUGUGCUGCAACACUGGAGUCUACAUGUUCCCUGAUACGAUGUCCCAGGUACCAGGGUCCUAUGUGGGAGUAGUUCUGUCCUCAGAACUUCCAGCAGCUGACAGAGAGCUCUUUGAGGAUCUCUUAAAACAGAUGUCUGACCUUCGAAUCCAGGUGCCAGGAUCCCAUCAGAGAGUAGGGUUAUCUUCAGAGCUCCCAGCAACUGAGAGAGCGCAUUUUGAAGAUAAAUUUAAACAGAUGUCUGGCCACAAAGUCCAGCCUCCAGAAGCCUCUGGUGAUGCAUUUAACUUGCCUCAAACUGUACAUAUCCAACCACAACCUGAAGAAGAAGGAAAUAAGAAAGAGUUGCCAGAAUGGAGUGAGAAAGUUGCUCAUGGAAUCUUAUCAGGUGCAUCUUGGGUAAGCUGGGGCCUAGUAAAAGGAGCAGAAUAUACUGGCAAAGCUAUCCACAAAGGAGCUUCUAAACUACGAGAACACAUUCAACCAGAAGAAAAACCUCUUGAAGUCAACCCAACUGUAGCAAAGGGGCUUCAUGUAGCAAAACAGGCCACUGGAGGAGCUGUGAAAGUCAGCCAACUCUUAGUUGAGGGAGUGUGUUCUAUAGCAAGCUGUGUUGGAAAGGAGCUGGCACCACACGUGAAGAAGCAUGGCAGCAAAUUAGUUCCAGAAUCCCUUAAGAAAGAUAAAGAUGGCAAAUCUACUUUUGAUGGUGCUCUGGUGGUAGCAGCAAGUGGAGUUCAAGGGUUUUCAACAGUGUGGCAAGGUUUAGAAAGUGCAGCAAAAUGCAUUGCUAAAAGUGUUUCAACUGAGACUGUGAAAACUGUCAGAUACAAGUAUGGAGAAGAUGCUGGCCAUGCUACAGACAAUGCUAUGAAUUCUGCAAUCAACGUUGGUGUGACAGCAUUGAACAUCGACAAUAUUGGUAUCAAAGCUGUUGUAAAGAAAACUGCAAAGGAAACUGGCCAUGCUGUGUUAGAUGAAUAUAAAGUAUUGGAUAAUGAGAAGAAGGGUAAAAAAUGAAAGCAAUGAAGUAUUUCUCAAAGCCUUACACUAGACAGGAAGCUUCCUCUUUAGAAGUGACUAAUCCACAGUUUAACACAAAUCACGCCGCGCUUUUCAAGCAAUUGUUAAUUUGACUUGAAAAUGUAAAAGUAGGGAGAGCACUCCUAAAAAAUGAAAGUUGUCUUAACUCCUUUUUUUUAUAUUCAGCAAGGGUCUCAAAUAGUUGGACUGGGGCUUUAGACAACUGGAAGGCUUUGAGUUUGUGGUUAAGAAACUUGUCUCUGUAAGCACUUUUUCAGAAUAUAAAGUGGAAUAAUAGAAUAAUACUAUGAAUAUUUUUUUAUGCUUUAUAUAAUUGUCAAGAAGAUGGCCAUACAGAGUAAAGGAUUAUUAAUUCUGCAACAAAUAGGACUACUAGUUUUGUUUUUUAACUGUCCUUAAGAGUCAGUUUUACUAAAAUGGCCUUGUCUUAUUUAAUAUACCCUAAAAUAAGCUUUAUGUUUCUAUGUUUUGUAGAGAAAUUCCCUUUUCGGCUACCAAACAGCUAAUGUCACAAGUUCAUGUUAGAAGAAAUAAAAGAUGAAUCUCAGGUAACUAGAUAGUUAUUUCCUUUAAAACUUUUUUUUUUCAUCCAACCAAAGAUAUUAAGCAUUUUUUCUAAAAAAGAGUAUUUACAGCUCUAGAAAAAUGUAUUCUCCAAUUGACUCUGUAAGAAAUAUACAAAGAUACUUUGAAAUUGAGAUUUUUAUGUAGAGAGGACAAGUAUGUUUUUGCAUAAAUUAAAGUAUUUUUCUGUAAAAAUCUUCUGUAGAGGACACUAGGGGCUUCUAUGCAUUCUGACCAUUCAGCCAAUGCAGAAAGAUUCAAAAUAUAUAUUAUGGCCUCCUAAUGAAAGACAGUAUGCAUUUACUUCAAGUAGUUCUGGCAAUCAGCAUCUCUAUUCCAUUAAAUCCAGAGUUGCACAGGAUAUUUUUUUAAAGGAUAUGAAGAUGAGACCUCUUACUGAAGAGAUGUGGGUGGAAGAGAGUAGACACUACUGUGUAGGUUUUUCAUCCUGUUCCCAGUGCAGUGUGAAAGAACUAUGUAGAACCCUUGAUGUUUUUACACUGCUGCUUAUUUAACAGCUAAUUAUUGAGUUUUAAAGCUGCUACAUGUUCUAGUAUUGGCUGGACCUGCAGUUAACAGAACACUGCCAAUUUACAUCUUAUCUCCAUGUCAUGUACCUGGAAAAAAUAACUAUAAAUGAUUGUUAGUAAAUGAUAUUUGCAUCAGAUUGAAAAAACGGUGAUAAUUAACAGGUGCACAUCUUAUGGUAACUACUGUAGGUGUUUAUGUAGGGUAAGAAAUGUGACAUAAAGGAUCUAACCACUUGAAGUGUAACUUUGAUUUAUGGAAAUAAAGAUGAAAUUAAAAUUGGUUAA
Calypte anna (Anna's hummingbird) is the source of this 3477-nucleotide messenger RNA. RefSeq names its product spartin (gene SPART). The record is from RefSeq and is a predicted model, not a curated record. Gene Ontology annotation, biological process: cell division; negative regulation of BMP signaling pathway. NCBI's taxonomy places the organism in Eukaryota, Metazoa, Chordata, Aves, Apodiformes, Trochilidae. Gene Ontology annotation, cellular component: plasma membrane. Bases 179 to 2074 code for a protein of 631 amino acids. The transcript is spliced from 9 exons.